AGUGUUUCCUCCAGCAGCUCUCCUUUCAUUCUCCACCUACAGGCGGCUAAGCAGCAUCUGUGUGCUCGAGCGGAGCUGAGCUGAGCUGGGGUGAAGGUAGCGCGCGAGACCCACACACACAAUUACACGCGCUGCUGUUGAAGAGGAGCCGGGAGCGCUGACCGCUCGGACUGAGCCGCCUGUGUGCUGGUGGCUGCCGCCUCGUGCUGGUUGAGCGGCACCGCGCUCGCGCUACUCCGCCUGCUGUUGCCGGACGCGCUGCUGGCUGCCCACAUGCCGGAAGAAGCGGAGGGGAGCCGGCGAAGCCCGCAGGGCAUCCCGUACCGAGACCUGCAGCACAUCGUCAACGCCGACGGACUACACCUGUUCUGCCGCUACUGGGAGCCGGACGGCCCGUCCAGGGCACUGGUGUUUAUUGCACAUGGAGCUGGAGAGCACUGUGGAGUGUAUGCAGACGUUGCUCACACACUAAAUCAACACGGCUUGUAUGUGUUCGCCCACGAUCAUGUGGGGCAUGGCCAGAGUGAAGGAGAGAGGAUGAAUAUUAAAAACUUCCAGAUUUACAUCAGAGAUGCUCUGCAGCACAUUGACCUCAUCACCGGACGCUACCCCAGCCUGCCAGUCUUCAUCCUCGGCCACUCAAUGGGUGGUGCUAUCUCCAUUCUGACAGCGUGUGAGAGGCCACAGGAUUUUGCAGGUGUGGUUCUGAUCGGCCCGAUGAUCCAAAUGAACCCUGAAUCUGCCACGCCUUUUAAGGUGUUCCUUGCUAAAGUCCUCAGCCAUAUGAUUCCCAGCCUCACUCUCGGCGCCAUCGAUCCUAAAAGGGUCUCACGGGACCCCAAGCAGGUGGAGGCGUAUGAAUCAGAUGAGCUGAAUUAUCACGGAGGGAUGCGCGUUUCGUUUGGAAUGCAGCUGAUGUCUGCCACCACGCGCAUCGAGAGAGAGCUGCCCAACAUCACCUGGCCUUUCUUCAUUCUCCAUGGCAACGAAGACAAGCUCUGUGACAUUGGAGGAUCUCAUCUCAUGUAUAACCAAGCUCAGAGUACAGACAAGAAACUAAAGGUAUAUGAAGGCGCCUACCACGCCCUGCACCACGAUUUGCCUGAGACGGCAGAGUCUGUCCUACAAGAAGUGAACGCCUGGAUCCUGGAGCGUCUUCCUGCCCACUCUGGGCCUUAGCUGUCGAUCUUCCCACAAGCCACGCCCGCUUAACCAGGCCCCACCCCUCUGACAAUUUUCACUUCUCUCAUCUCUUUACAACAACUCUUCCAGCUGAACUUCAACUAAACUUAAUUAUACUCAUUAUUAUCAAUCUGUGAGCGGUCAGAGGUCAGUGCUGUCUGACCCUUGGCACCAGGGUCAAAGCUUUGAUGUUUUUAGCUUAGAGGAUUGUUAGAGGCUAAUGUGUCAAGCUUGUCUUUUUUUCACCCCACGCUUACAGCGCCACGGGGUGCGGCUCACAUGUUACCGUGGCAAUCGUCAGAAGGAAAAUAAUGAGCCUGGCUGCCCCCAGUACCAGGCUGUCCUUUGUGUGUUGCUGCGGUAACAGAACACAGCUGCCCUUUGUUCUCUGUAUUAUUUUCUUUGAUGUUGCGUUCUCGUUAGUUAGAGCUGUUGCAUUGCACUCUGCUGCCCCAUCUGUACAAGAGUGGUACUGCACGCUCUGCUCAGUUACCAAGGCAACACUAUGAAAUAACUGAGCCUUUGGCAGAAAAAAAAGAAUUAAUUAUAAAAGAGGAUGUCAUGGUAACAGAGUGGGAGAGCACAGGGAAUAGAGAGGAGAAUGGCUGCCGAGCGAUUUAAACUGGGCGUUCAGCGAGAUGAAUGAAGUAGAGAGAGACCAGCUUGGGCAGCAUGGCCGUGGGGGAACACCCUCGAGCUCUCAUCAGUCACAGGGAUUUAACCCACACACACAUUCACACGCUUGUUCUUGUUCACAUGGCUCCAGGAAAAGACCCUGUGUGCUGUAUAUAUAUAUAUGUACAGGGGUUAAACUGGGCUGGAGCACACUGGAACAGAGCUCCACCACCUUCGCUUCAUAUCGUUUAUCAAAGAUAAAUAACCCCCCACCAAAAAGUUAGUUUGUUUUUUGCUGCUUCAGUUUUAUACGGCAUGUCCCCCUCUUGUCAUUCACAAACAUAUGUUGAGUCCAUACUGAAUCAUUCCUGCAGUUUCAUAACAUUAUAACUUGAUAAGUAAGUUUGUUCGUUAUGCCUCAAUCUUUAAGUAGCGAUUAGAGCAAGUAGAGAUUAUUUGCCAUCAUUUAUUCUAUGAAAUCCAAAGUAAUUCCAAAGCUUUCUGUCACAGAGGUAUCGAGCCAAGUUUGCAUAGCCAGAUGUCAAGACUGAGUAGCUAAACCAAACAUUGUUCAUACAGUAGGCCUGUUCUAUGUACAUGACUUUUUUCUUAAUUUGACAGACUUGCAUAACUAUGAUGUUUAGAUGUUUAGCCUACUGUUUUGGCAACUGACUGUUAUUAAAUGUGCUAGAGACACAUUUGGACCUUGCUAGCUGGCUAUUAGUGUUUGUAGAUUAAUAUUGCUAUGAGCUCCAUCAGUUUAUUAGAUGUAUUAGAUGGUUAGAAGGCUGAGAAGGCUCCAGUUUCCAGUUUAACCCCUGUUUAUGUAUGGCAAAACCUUGUACCCUCAAAAUGGUAACUUCAUCACUUUUUUUCCACAUACUUUUGGAGCAUUUCUAUUAGUCCACUCAUCAUGAAAUUUUAACACAUUGUAAAGAGCAGAUGACAAUUCCCACAAAAAAAACACAAAAAUGGAGAUGCAAGGUUUUGUUCUGACAGCGAUGACCAGUGGCAGUAUACAAAUAUCUACAUUUUUCAUUGACAUAUCUGCCGAUACAGAUUCUCGUGCAGAUUCACACACUUAUAAAAUGCAGAAAUUGUGAUUAAGCCUGUCCCAAAUACAGAAUUAUUAAGAGAAAUGUAAUGCUUAUUUGUAAAAGAUGACAAAUGCAGUAAAUGCAGGCAUUUUAGCAUAAUAGUUUAGUGUCACCUAAACAUUCACCUCUUCCAGAAUAUGAUAAAUAUCAGUUUGAAUUAUUGCUCAAAUCCAAACAUCCGUAGUUUCAGUAUUUUUAAUAAUAAUAAUCUGUCGACACCGAUAUGAUCACGAUAUCAUUGUGCGUCCCUAAUACAUAUAAACACACAUCACUGUGAACAGAGCAGAAUUUAUCAUGGUGAAAUGAAAACUGAUAUGACAAUAAGUCCCACUGAACUGGCUGAGCCUUCAGUUGGCUCGUCUAGUUGUUCUUGACUCAUGACUGUUCCAAAGACUACAGACUGUUCGGUUCCCGUAUAUGGGGGUUGGCCUGGCCAUGACUGUUCUACUACAAUGUGUCAGGACGCUGAACAUGAAUGCAUCUGUUAGCAGCUGACGCCUCCCUGUAAAGUCUGGAAAUGUUACAUUCCUUAUGUGCAUUGUUACUGAUGUGUAACUUUACAUGUAUAUUGCUGUGUUACUCCUAAGUCUACAACAUUGCUGCAAUAGUUCUUGACCUCUAUGAGCGCCUAAAGGUCAGAUGGCAGUCCAGCAGGGGGUAAAUGGCAUUCGUAGGUGGAAAUGGACUGUUGCAGGGCCAGUCAAAUAUAACACCCUAUAAAAUUGUACUUAUGUAGGCAAAAAGCAUUUUUUGUUACAGAGGUUUGCUUCUGAUCCUCUUAGAGGCCUUUUAUUGGUGAAAUGAGGGACACUUUUUACAAUUCUAGAUUUUAAAUAGAUUUUAAAUAAUAACUCAUUAUUUCUGUAAGAAUUUUUAUUAAUCCUGCUGACCUAAGCUCUCUUAUGAAUAAUAGUUUUCUGAGACAUGUGGGCACUACUAUAAUGUCUUGUUUAAACUUUAUUUAGAAUAUUUGCACAAGAAUGUAAAUACUCUUCAAGUGAAAAAAAAGAAUGUUACUAUUUUCAGAAGUAUACCUGUUUAAAUCUCAGUCAAAAUAGUCUUCUUUGUUCAGGAGGAAACUUCUCAGCAAAAUCAGAAUCAUCCCAAAAAAUACCACAUGAACGAAAUAUUGUCAUAAACAAUUUGGGCCUGGUUUCCAAAAGACACUGUAGCAUUAGAAAGAGAAAUGCAAUUGAUUUUUAGCUUUUAACAUGACUGAACGGUGCACAAAUGCUGUCUUCUCUGUCGCAAAAAAAAGAAAAUUAGCUGUUUGCAAUCAUGUCAUUAUCGUAACAUACUGUAAUAUCUGAUAGUUAUACUGACAAUUUCAGGGCCACAAGUAUCUCCUUGUCUUGUUUAAAGCUACAGAGAAGACAUCAAGAGGAAAAUGGAAUAUAUUGCAAUAUUUUGUCAGUAUAAUUCCAAAAUGCAAAUAGAAUAUAUCAGAAUAUAUUCUCAAUAUAUGACAUUUUUGUAUGGGCACACAUGCUGCUGUUUUAAAAUCUAUUCAUUUAAAAUCAUCAUUGUUACAGAGUGCUCAGCUAUCUUAGCGUGAUCUUUGUGCUGUGAUGUUUGUGGCAAACCAGACCUUUUUUCAUUCAGACACGCUCUUCUAAUUCCCCAUUUUUCAUGAAUGGUAAACAGAGACUGGUGCUGACCUCAUGUGUAUAUAUAUAUAUAUAUAUAUAUAUAUAUAUAUGUGUGCGUGUAGUAUAUACAGAUUGUGUGGAGGUACCUAACUGGUCAUUUUCCACAUAGGGCACUCCACCACGACUCAGUGCUCAUCAACUGAACGUUCUUCCCUGUGCAGUGUUGCACGUUGUGCAGGUUGUACUUGCACCUUCAUCUGGUCUCAGGGAGCAAGUCUUUUAGUGCAAAUAAGUCCACCCUGUUAAACAAUUACAAGCAGUUACAAGCAGUAUUCAGUAUAAUCGGAUUAAUCAUUUGGCAUACAAAAUGGACUAUAAUCAGAUAUCUUUUACUUAAAAAGUUUUUUAUGUAGGCCAGGGUGAUGCCAUUUUGUGCACAAGUUGAGAAUAGUUACAAACACUGUAAGCGAUGACUCUAUGACUUUGGACUGUUUCUUUAAGCGUUCAUGAAGCUUCGUAAAACAUGUUCUAGCAGUGAAGUAGGAGAGACACUCUUCAAAAUAAAGGGGCUGAAAAGGAUUCUUUGGAGCGAUGAUAUAAAAGAACCACUUUUGGUUCCCUAUAUAACGUUUCAAUGGAUGGUUCUUCAACUCUUGUGUAAGUGAGUUGAAGAACCUUUUUAAAGUUUAAAGAAUCACCACAGAAUGUAAAGGCUGUACACCAGCUAAUGUUUUUUCUUAGAACCAGACGUCCAAGCCAAGAACCAUUUAGGAACCUUUAUUUUUAAGAGUGUAGCCCCAAGAAGUGAAUCUCUGUACUGUCAGUGGUUGAGUUGGAGUCCAUUACUCCUUAUAUGACAGCAUUGUUCUUUAUAUUUUUAAGCUCUUUUGCUGUGUUUAAUGUUAAAGAAAUGGAGGAAUGGAUUGAUAUACAAUUUCCCACUUACUCAAGAUGUAGUUGAUUAGCCAAAACACUUUUGGUGUCCAAAUUUUGCUUCUUUAGUUUAGUACAGUAGCUAUGAGGCAAAUGUUGCUAACAAACACUACAAGUCAAGUCACCCAAACCUUUUUUGUAAAAAAAACGCCUCUCAGCCCAAUCGAACUGCAACCAAGUCUUCAAUAAGGUCACACAGACUUGUCAAUGUAGUUUAAGAGGUAGCAUAAAUUAGACAUUUUAGACAAUGUGUGUUGUGCCGCUAGCCUCGUAUCUCAGGUUUAAAAAUAUAAAAGAAACUGGACUCGUAAUAUCGAUGAUUGACUACAUCUGGGGCAAGUAUAAAAUUGUGUAAAAUUGUUUUUUCUUCUAAUCGUUCAUUUAAAUGUAGACUACUCUUAAUCUCAGCUGGCCAGCCCACUUGCCAUCUGAUGCGGGUAUGUACUAUUUCUGUAUUCUGCUUCAGUAUAAAAGAAGUAGAAGUAAAGUUACUUCUACAAGUACUGACAUGACUACAUCACUCUAAAGCCCAUGGGCAGUAUGGCUAACCACCAUUAAUGACCAGCUGUCAAAAGUUCAUGACCGGUCUUUUGAAGUCCACUCACACAGCACUAUUUAGCAGUUGUACUGCACAAUCUAAUGUGAACUCCUUCAGACUUCAUGACACAUUUAAAAGCCUGAGUUCAUGAGGCCAGAUGCAGAAAUGUUUUCUUGACUACUGUUUGUAUAUGCAUGUAAAAAGUUUUUAAAAAUUACUACUAAUAUACUGUAAUAUAAUUCUGAAAAACAAUGUUGUGAUUGAACUGUUUAAUUUCGACUUCCUAUGGCCAGUUGAUCAAUAAAUGAAGACUGUUACAAGA
Messenger RNA from Colossoma macropomum (tambaqui), 6276 nucleotides. RefSeq names its product monoglyceride lipase (gene mgll). Lineage: Eukaryota; Metazoa; Chordata; Actinopteri; Characiformes; Serrasalmidae. The record is from RefSeq and is a predicted model, not a curated record. Bases 274 to 1179 code for a protein of 301 amino acids. Gene Ontology annotation, cellular component: membrane. Gene Ontology annotation, molecular function: lipase activity. The transcript has 8 exons.